GAUGCCUCUAUCCAAUAGUGAGAGUGUGAGAGUGAUGUGACUGUGCGAAUAUAUAGAAGUGACCAGAAUGAUUUACAGCUGUGAUUGACUGAAAAUGGAGUGUUUGAGAGCGUUCUUUGGGGGGUUUCUUCUCCUAUGGCUAUGGGGUUUGACUGCCAGUGCCGAUACUUUACCACCAUGUGAAUUCCCUGCAAUUUAUAACUUCGGUGACUCUAAUUCAGAUACUGGAGGCAUAUCAGCUGCGUUUGAGCCGAUUCGAGCUCCUUAUGGAGAAGGGUUCUUCCAUAAACCAGCUGGGAGAGAUUCUGACGGCCGUCUCAUCAUAGACUUUAUAGCUGAGCGUCUGAAAUUGCCAUACUUGAGUGCAUAUUUGAAUUCACUCGGACCAGAUUUUCGACAUGGUGCCAACUUUGCCACCGGAGGAUCAACCAUUAGACGGCAGAAUGAGACCAUUUUUCAGUAUGGAAUUAGCCCUUUUUCUCUUGAUAUGCAGAUUGUGCAAUUUACCCAAUUCAAAGCACGCACUAAAGAUCUUUACGAUGAAGCCAAGUCAGAAACAGAUAGAAAUAAACUUCCAAGAUCUGGGGAUUUUGCAAAGGCUCUUUACACAUUUGAUAUAGGACAGAAUGACCUUUCUGUCGGCUUUCGAACGAUGAAUUCCGAUCAACUUCUAGCAGCAAUGCCAGACAUCAUUUCUCAGUUAGCUUCAGCUGUAACUAAUAUCUAUCAACAAGGAGGGAGGACAUUUUGGAUUCACAACACAGGGCCUAUUGGUUGCUUGCCUGUGAAUCUGUUCUACAUCAAAAACCCACCAGCGGGCUAUCUUGAUCAGUAUGGCUGCGUCAAGACUCAGAAUGACAUGGCUAUAGAGUUCAACAAACAACUUAAAGAAAGAGUGGUCAAGCUAAGAUCAGAGCUCCCUGAAGCUGCAAUAAUAUAUGUGGAUGUUUAUGCGGCAAAGUAUGACUUGAUCAGCAAGGUCAAAGAUUUAGGAUAUGCUGAUGCAUUGAAGGUCUGCUGUGGGUACCAUGAGAACUAUGACCAUGUGUGGUGUGGAAACAGGGCAAACAUCAACAACACUGAAGUGUAUGGAGCCUCCUGUAAAGACCCUUCAAAGUAUGUCAGCUGGGAUGGUGUACACUAUACUCAGGCUGCAAAUCAAUGGGUUGCUAAUCAUACUCACUAUGGCGGGUUGACAGAUCCACCAGUUCCGCUUGUGCAAGCAUGUCACCGGCAGUGAGAGUCUGCCAUCAUAGUUAUACUUGUUAUUCAGGGAAACUGAAUUCAAGAGUUAGUUGUACAAGAGAUCGCCGAACUGGUUCAUCUCUGGAAAGAUGUGAAAGUUCAGUUUGUAAGCAAAAUCAAUUUUAAGGUUGAUAAAUUGUAUUGUAUGACCUUGACAGUUUCAGUAUCUUGGAAUAAACCUGAAAACCUUAUCCCCUUUA
Messenger RNA from Mangifera indica (mango), 1445 nucleotides. Its product is annotated as GDSL esterase/lipase At5g14450-like. Lineage: Eukaryota; Viridiplantae; Streptophyta; Magnoliopsida; Sapindales; Anacardiaceae. The transcript has 5 exons. Gene Ontology annotation, molecular function: hydrolase activity, acting on ester bonds. Bases 95 to 1240 code for a protein of 381 amino acids. The record is from RefSeq and is a predicted model, not a curated record.